GGACUCAUGAGGGCAUGACAAAAGGAUCAGCCAUGGAUUUUACAAAACCCACACUGAACAAAGAGAAAAAGAAGCGACUAAAACCAAGGUGUGAUACUUAUGACCCCAGAACUUCAUAUGAUAUGAAUGUAAAUUUGGCUGAGAAUUUUAGAAAGCUUGUUGCUGAAACUGUUCCUUCAGCUGUAUUACUGCAUCUGUUACCUGACCCAGACACAUGUAAUGGUCAACAUCCUCAACUUGAUUCAGAAAAUGUAAAUGACAUAAGAGAGGAAAAUUCAAUUGUUACUACAUUUACAUUAGAUUCUUUAUCACCAAUGAAACCUUUGCCACCCAGUCUGGAUGAGAUUAAAGAAAGGGGCAAGGCAAUAAAAAGAAAACUUCAGUUUACAGAUGAUGAAAUUGAUGCAGUGGAAAAAAAGACAAAACUGCAGAGUGAUGCCAUUGACUGGUUUCAGUACAGAACAGGAAGAAUCACCGCUUCUCAUUGUAAACGUAUUGCAAGCUUGAAAUUAACCACAUCUCCAACUAAAGCUUUAAAGGAAGUUUUGAGUUACAACCAAGUGCCUUUAACAGCUGCCAUGAAGGAGGGCUUGGCAAAGGAGGAUGAAAUUGAACAGGCACUAAUAAAAUACAUGAAACAGAAUGGACAUUCUGAUAUAAAAGUCGAAAAGUGUGGAUUUGUCAUUAGCAAGACCCAUGGACAUAUUGGUGCCUCUCCAGAUAGAAUAAUAUAUGAUCAGUCUGAGUCUAGCCCAGGUGUGGUUGAGAUGAAAUUUCUUCAGGUGAAGUCAGGGGAAACCCUUGAAGAUAUUUUACUGAAACAGCAUAUUUGUAUAAAAAGAAGCAAUGGUAUAGCCCUUAAUAGAAAUCAUAAAUACUUUUAUCAACUACAUCAACAAAUGUUUGCAACAACGUAUCCCUGGGGCAUAUUUGUUGCUUGUGGCAGGGAUGGUGGUAUUUAUGUUGAGAAAGUGUUGUUUGAUCAAGAGUUUUGGUCUCCAGUGCUAGUUAAGCUGGAUUCAUUUUUUGACUCGGUCAUUUUACCAGAACUAGCUUUUCCAAAGGUUAAAUAUGGUCAGAACCGUACAGUGUUAUAUAGUACAGAUAAAUAAAUAUACAUAUAAUGUAGAAACUCAACUUCCAAAUAUGAA
Molecule: messenger RNA, 1151 nt
Organism: Pocillopora damicornis (cauliflower coral)
Lineage: Eukaryota; Metazoa; Cnidaria; Anthozoa; Scleractinia; Pocilloporidae
Source: RefSeq, a predicted model, not a curated record